Molecule: messenger RNA, 858 nt
Organism: Miscanthus lutarioriparius
Lineage: Eukaryota; Viridiplantae; Streptophyta; Magnoliopsida; Poales; Poaceae
Source: the annotation of a GenBank genome assembly
AUGGACCUUUCUCAAAAAUCAACAAUUGUGCGUGGAAGGAGAAAGAAUAAAAGGAAGUGGACUAUGAAUGAAGAUGAUGAGCUUAUGAAAGCACUGUAUGAGAUAUCACUGGAGCCAAAGUGGAAGGGGCAAGGAGGAGGCUUUAAUAAUGGGUAUUUAUCUGCACUAGAGGACAUUCUUGCUGAGAAGCUACCAGGCACUGGAAUUUUAGCUUUACCUCAUAUUGAGUCUAGAGUUAGGCAUUUUAGGACAAAGUAUGGAGCACUGGAACAAAUGCUGAGCAGAAGUGGCUUCACCUGGGAUGAUACUAAGAAGAUGCUUCAGUGUGAAAAGAUACAGUACGAUAAACAUUGCAAGGAUCAUCCUGAUGCUAAGGGCCUGUAUGGCACCAAAUUCUCUUACUAUAAUACAUUAUCUGCAAUAUAUAGAAAUGAUAUAGCUACUGGUGAAGGCGCCAAAGAUAUCAAUGAGGCUGUUGGCAACAUGAAAGAAGAGCUUGCUGCUGAACAUGGUAAUCAGCAUUGCGAAGAAGAGGAUAGAAUGUCCAAAGAAACCCCUAGACGGUCCGUUGACUCGGCAUCAUCUAGCUACAAGAGGAGGAAGCGGCAAGGAGGGAAGAGCAAGGAUAGUGGAACAAGUGAUCCUUUUCUGGACAUGUUACAUAAAGUCCAAGGUGAUUUGAAGGGUGUGGCUAGUAAUGUUGGAAAAAUGGCAGAAGCAAUGGAUCAUGAGACUGCAAUUCAAGAGAAGGCGAUGAAUGAAAAUCCACAACAGAUUUUAAGGGAGAAGGCUGUAGCAGAGUUGCGCAAGCUAGGGUUUACUGGGACAGAACAAAUCAAGCUGCUACUGUAUUUGUGA